Molecule: messenger RNA, 885 nt
Organism: Angiostrongylus costaricensis
Lineage: Eukaryota; Metazoa; Nematoda; Chromadorea; Rhabditida; Metastrongylidae
Source: the annotation of a GenBank genome assembly
AUGUCUGUUAUGACAAGGAACGAAUGUAACCUAUCUUCGUAUUCACCACUGGGCGGUUUGGUUAAACAGAGGUGCUUAACCUGUGGUAGACACCGGAUGUAUUUCUGCUAUGAUUGCCGUAUUGUUUUGCCAGGAGUUCCGUCGCCUCGUGUUAAGGUAUCUUCAUUAGUCUUGAUUGUAGUGAGACAAGUGAACAGUGAGAGUGUGCUAAAUUUUGAGGAAUUCGCUGAUUGGUUGUUGGAGCUAUUGCCUUGCGAUGUCGACGUGAUUAAGCAUCCAAUGGAGAAGAACGGCAAAAGUAGCGCUAUUCAUUGCAAAAUUCUAGCGCCGGAGCAAACUCGUGUUCGUAACAACCAUCAUGCAAGCGAUAUUUGGUUUACACAUAUUGUGUUUCAGAUUUUUGAUGUACCUAAUGUGUUUGGAUACAACAAAGAAGAUAAACAAAAGCAUGAUGGAAGUGACGUAGUUGUUUUCGCUUCACCAUCUUCCGUUUCAAUCGAGGAAUUCGUAAAGACAAAAGGUCCUGUAAAAAGGUUCAUCGUUUUAGACUGUACAUGGUAUCAGGUUAAUACUAUGCUGAGAAUUCCUCAAAUCCAAGGGCUUCCAUAUGUUUCACUUACCAAGUAUCACACUGCGUUUUGGAGACCUCAACGCAAUGUUGGUCAAAAUGGCUUAGCAACAAUUGAGGCUAUUUAUUAUGCUUUAAGGGAAUAUCAAGAGUAUGGACUUCAACGACCAUAUAAAGGUGAAUUUGACGAUUUACUCUAUUGGUUUUUCCAUACUCGACAGCAGGUGGAUAAGAAAAACGAGGAACACCGUAGGCGAAAAGUCGGCGUCUCUGGAGGUGUAUCGGAUUCGUCUUCUAGUGCAAGCAUCAGUUUAUAG